AUGGCAGCACCAGCGACCACGACAACGGCGACGACACCGACGGCAGCACCAACACCGCCCUCGGCCGUGGCAGAAAAGCCGCGGCAGAAGUCGGUCAUUGUCAUCGGUGCCGGCGCAGGCGGUACCGCCCUCGCGGCCAGGCUGGGCAGGCGCGGCUACAAGGUCACCGUCGUCGAAAAGAACGACUAUGGCGGCGGACGAUGCUCGCUCAUCCACCACGACGGCCACCGCUGGGACCAGGGCCCGUCGCUCUACCUCAUGCCAGAAAUCUUCGAGGCCGCCUUUGCCGACCUCGGCCAGGACAUCAAAGACCACCUCGAGCUGCACCAGUGCAACCCCGCCUACCGCAUCCACUUUGCUGACGGCGAAAAGCUCCAGCUCUCGUCCAACCUCUCCCAGAUGGGCGACAUGCUCGCCAAGUUUGAGUCGCGCGCCGGCAACGACAAGCCCCUCGGCUCCUUCCUCGACUUCCUCCGCGAGGCCGGCGAAAACUACGAAGAGUCGAUCCAGCACGUCCUCACAAAGGACUGGAGCGCGUGGUGGGCCUUUUUCCGCCCCGAGCUCUUCCCCAUGCUCUGGAAGACCAAGGGGCUGCGCAUCUACGCCACCCUCUACGACCGCGCCAGCAAGUACUUCAAGUCGAAGCACGUGCGUCGCGCCAUGACGUUUUCGGCCAUGUACAUGGGCAUGUCGCCCUUUGACGCGCCGGCCACCUACAGCCUGCUCCAGUACGCCGAGUACGCCAAGGGCAUCUGGUAUCCCAUCGGCGGCUUCUACAAGGUCGUCGAGGCGUUUGAGCGCAUCGCCCGGGACCGCUUCGGCGCCGAGUUCCGCUACAAUGCGUCGGUCAAGCGCAUCGUCACGGACCGCGCGGGACGCCGCGCCACGGGCGUCGAGCUCGACGACGGCGAGGUGCUCGAGGCCGACGUCGUCGUCAGCAAUGCCGACCUGGUGUGGACCUACAACAACCUGCUGCCGACGUCCGGGUACGCCAAGCGGCUGCGCUCCAAGGACCAGACGUGCUCGUCGAUCAGCUUCUACUGGGCGCUGUCCGAGGUGGUGCCCGAGCUCGGGGGCCACAACAUCUUCCUCGCCGAUGCCUACCAGGAGUCGUUUGACGAGAUCUUCCGCGAUGGCGACACUCCGUCGGAGCCGUCGUUCUACGUCAACGUGCCGUCGCGGCUGGACCCGAGCGCGGCGCCGGCGGGCAAGGACACGGUUGUCAUCCUGGUGCCCUGCGGGCCCAUUUCCAUUCCGGAAAAGCCGGCGGGCGACGCGACCAAGGGGGCGCACACGCGCGAGCAGUUUGCCAAGACCAAGGAGCGCGCGCGGCGCCAGGUGCUCGAGACGAUCAAGCGGCGCAUCAACCGGCCCGACUUUGAGGAUCUGAUUGAGCACGAGAUCGUCAAUGACCCCUUUGACUGGGCCGACAAGUUCAACCUGUUCCGCGGGUCGAUUCUCGGGCUGAGCCACACGAUCCCGCAGGUGCUGUGGUUCCGGCCGUCGAUCAAGCACGCAAGCAUCGACAACCUCUUCUUUGUCGGAGCGUCGACGCAGCCGGGUACGGGCGUGCCGGUGGUGGUGGCGGGGAGCGGUGUGGUGGCGGAGCGGAUCGACGCGUUCCUGCGCGGGCGGGAAAAGGGGUGGCUGUCGGUCGAGGCGCUGCGUGGGAGCGCGCUGCUGGCGGUGCUGGUGCUCGUUGGCCUGGCCGUGACGGGGCUGGCGUUUGGGGUGGUGGCGUUUGGCGCUGUGAUUGCGCUGCUGCUCCACUGGAGCGGCCUGGUCGACGUGCCGGGCACCGUGUGGCAGAAGGUGGUGCCCGAGUGA
Molecule: messenger RNA, 1827 nt
Organism: Pseudozyma flocculosa PF-1
Lineage: Eukaryota; Fungi; Basidiomycota; Ustilaginomycetes; Ustilaginales; Ustilaginaceae
Exons: 6
Coding region: 1-1827 (608 amino acids)
Biological process (GO): carotenoid biosynthetic process
Molecular function (GO): oxidoreductase activity
Source: RefSeq, a predicted model, not a curated record